GGGCGGGGCGCCCAGCUGGCGUCACCAGGACAACGGGCGUUGCCGGCGCCUUGUGACUCUGGGCUGUGGGCGCGCUCGCGGCUCUUCGGCCAUGGUUUUCUCAAAUAAUGAUGAAGGCCUUAUUAACAAAAAGUUGCCCAAAGAACUUCUUUUAAGAAUAUUUUCCUUCUUGGAUAUAGUAACUUUGUGCCGAUGUGCACAGAUUUCCAAGGCUUGGAACAUCUUAGCCCUGGAUGGAAGCAACUGGCAAAGAAUAGAUCUUUUUAACUUUCAAACGGAUGUAGAGGGUCGAGUGGUGGAAAAUAUCUCAAAGCGAUGCGGAGGAUUCCUGAGGAAGCUCAGCUUGCGAGGCUGCAUUGGUGUUGGGGAUCCCUCCUUGAAGACCUUCGCACAGAACUGCCGAAACAUUGAACAUUUAAACCUCAAUGGAUGCACAAAGAUCACUGACAGCACGUGUUACAGCCUUAGCAGAUUCUGUUCCAAGCUGAAACAUCUGGAUCUGACCUCUUGUGUGUCCAUUACAAACAGCUCCUUAAAGGGGAUCAGUGAGGGCUGCCGAAACCUGGAGUACCUGAACCUCUCUUGGUGUGACCAGAUCACGAAGGACGGCAUCGAGGCACUGGUGCGGGGCUGCCGAGGCCUGAAAGCCCUGCUGCUGAGGGGCUGCACGCAGUUAGAAGAUGAAGCUCUAAAACACAUUCAGAAUUACUGCCAUGAGCUCAUGAGCCUCAACUUACAGUCCUGCUCACGCAUUACGGACGAAGGCGUGGUGCAGAUUUGCAGGGGCUGCCACCGGCUGCAGGCCCUCUGCCUUUCCGGCUGCGGCAACCUCACGGACGCCUCUCUCACAGCCCUGGCUUUGAACUGCCCAAGACUUCAGAUUCUGGAGGCUGCCCGAUGUUCCCAUUUGACUGACGCAGGCUUUACACUUUUAGCUCGGAACUGCCAUGAUCUGGAGAAGAUGGAUCUUGAAGAAUGCAUCCUGAUAACUGACGGCACACUCAUCCAGCUCUCCAUUCACUGUCCGAAGCUGCAAGCCCUGAGUCUGUCCCACUGUGAGCUCAUCACAGAUGAUGGAAUCCUGCACCUGAGCAACAGCACCUGUGGCCAUGAGAGACUGCGGGUACUGGAACUGGACAACUGCCUCCUCAUCACCGACGUGGCCCUGGAACACCUGGAGAACUGCCGUGGCCUGGAGCGCCUUGAGCUGUACGACUGUCAGCAGGUUACGCGCACAGGCAUCAAGCGGAUGCGAGCUCAGCUCCCUCAUGUCAAAGUCCACGCCUAUUUCGCGCCUGUCACGCCACCAACAGCAGUGGGAGGAAGUGGACAUCGGCUGUGCAGGUGUUGUGUCAUUCUCUGACAGCAGAUGCCCAGGGCCCAAGGCAUGAUGAGGUGUCCCUUCCUCCAGAGGACAGUCUUCCUGGCCUUCUCUACUGUCACGGAAAUCUGUUGAUUCGCCACUGGGACAGGCAUUUACAGGUAAAAGACUUCUCUAGAGAUUGCAGUAACUCUGGUGACAGUUUUCACCUUUAUUCUGCUCUGAUGCAAUCAGAUUGAAGCCUUGUGUCAGUAAACACCUGGCAAGAGUGGCCUCAGUACAGCCAGGAUCGUGCAAGAAACCUGACUUCUUACGAGGUGGGUGCCUUCCUAGGUACAAAAGUUCUGCCUCGACUUUGUCAGCAUUCCUGAAACAGACCAUCAGUGUUAGCACAAAGAAUAAGCUAUUGAUUUUCUACCAGAUACUUAAGACAGUGGCCUACGUUAAUUCACAACAAUUCCAUUUUGAUUAGCUGGACUUUUCCACUCUGAAGAUUAAAUAGCUACCUUUAUCAAAAAGUGACUACUUCAAAUUCAUAAUACCUGAUAGUUUUAUAUGUAGAGACUUAUGUGGAAGGCAAGUUAAUAGGUUUCCAUGAGACACCAAAGAAACAAGGACUCUAAACUGGGUGGAGCAGGGUCUUCACCUUUUGUCAACUUGUCAUAUACUUUUGGGGACCAAAAACUAAACUAAAUCAACUCAGAGUUUGUGUUGCCUGAUUGGAAAUUAUAAGCUGUGGCAUUUGCUACAGCACACAGUGCAAUUUUAUUAUAGGAGAAAAGUUAUUCAUGUCAUAUCUCAAAAUUUGGGAGACCUUAAAUAGAAUUAAGGCUUAAAUUAUCUAUAAUACAAUCAAUUAAAAAUAAUGAAUGGAUGCAUGUAGAAUGGGUGUGAUUUUUUUCCAAGUUUAUUUUAAAAUCUUAGAAAUCAAGUUACACCAGAACUGUUCAAAAGUUUUAUACACUUAAAACUCAGAUCAAGUGUUGGCACCUUUUAGACCCAUAAAAAUGAAUACACCGUUGCAAUGUUU
Molecule: messenger RNA, 2351 nt
Organism: Pteropus alecto (black flying fox)
Lineage: Eukaryota; Metazoa; Chordata; Mammalia; Chiroptera; Pteropodidae
Gene: FBXL2
Product: F-box and leucine rich repeat protein 2
Exons: 15
Coding region: 92-1363 (423 amino acids)
Biological process (GO): SCF-dependent proteasomal ubiquitin-dependent protein catabolic process
Cellular component (GO): SCF ubiquitin ligase complex
Molecular function (GO): protein binding
Source: RefSeq, a predicted model, not a curated record